Molecule: messenger RNA, 1593 nt
Organism: Trichobilharzia szidati
Lineage: Eukaryota; Metazoa; Platyhelminthes; Trematoda; Strigeidida; Schistosomatidae
Source: the annotation of a GenBank genome assembly
AUGUUUGUAAGACCACCUACAGUACGAACAACAAGAAAUCCUCGCAGACGCCCACCGUCUGUUCGUGUUCCUUUAGCAGAAGUCAGUCGUCCUCUAUUAAGACAGUUCGUACGUAAUCGUCGGUCUGAUCCACGUUAUGAAGCGUAUUUUUUGGAAGUCAGAGAAGGACCUGCAGUUAAUGGUAACACAAAUGCGGCUGCCGGAAAGUCGAUGCCUCAACCUUGGGUAACUGUUCGCGACUAUUUCAAGGGACAAUAUUCUGUUGGUCUUCCUGUUUCUAUUUGUAAUACAUUGCUGAAACAUUUGCUAACAUGUGUAGUCGUUGAAGAAGAGCAGCAGUCAGAUAGCUCGGAGGACAGUGAUAUCGCCAGCGCUUCAUCACCACUUCCAGAAGCUACACAGAAUGCAAGUCCAACUCAAGCUUCUGGUGAUACUAAGUCACCAGGUGAAGAGGCUACCUCUGAAGAAGCUUCUGUGAACAAGAAGCGUUCAUCCAGGGUCCGACAAAAAGUAUUUCAGCUUAGUCGAUUAAAGCCCAUAAGGAUAGUGUGUGAAGCCACAGGAUGUACCUUGGAAGUUACAGCUCGUGAUCCAACAGCUAAGCGUCCAUCCGCCGGUUCGGAAGAGCCAACACAGACAGUUCAAGCAGAUCCUGAACGACGCUGGUUGAUAUCUGCUCCGUUGGAAAUUCGGACCAAUGUUUCUUCAAGUGGUGAACAAACUAUAGAUAGUAGCGGUAUAGGCAGUACAACCAGUGGUAAUGGUAAACGAAAACAUCCGUGGGAAACACGUGGUACAUUGGAAUUACAUGAAAGUUUAAUGCCUCAGGUGUCAGCAUUCCUUGCUGACGUUGUCACACGAUACCGUUCAGUUGAUUUAGUUCCUGAAGUACGAUCACUUUAUAGUGCAUCUGGCGGAAGGAGGUUCUUCUUUGAUUUACGGGAUACUCGGUGGGGCAAACGACUCCACAUUUCCCAAGUUACUGAACUCCAUCGUAAUGUCAUUGGUAUUCCUCUUGAAGCGCUAGUGAGUUUUCGUUCAAGAUUGGAUAUGGUGAUUGAAAGUCUAGGGUUGGAGGACCAACAUGCUUUAAGAUCAACUAUUUUCAGAGAUGGAGAAAAUAGGUCAUCUCGUAAACAACCGCGUGCACCAGUCUCACCUCGAGAUGCUUCAAAUGAAGCUGGAGAUUCUGGAGAUAGGGAAAAUGGCACUCAAAACGACGUUCAGAACAAUCGAGUUGACACUAACAAUACAGGAAAUCGCACACGUGGGCGUGAAAGACGUCGUUUGCGUACAGGUGGAUUUGUGAUGAACAGUAAAGUAGGUGAAAAUACAGAAACAUAUACGAGUGAAUCUAGACCACGUCGUAAUAUGGGGAAUAGGUUCGGAAGACGUGGUUUUUGGACGAAUGGUGGACGUGAACGCCCAAUUAUGAGAAGGAAUAGGAAUCCACGGCCUUUUAAUCGAGGUCAAAAGACAUCCUCUGGGGAAAAUGAAGAUGCUGACGUGAGUUCAAAAUCCAAUACUCAGAGUGUACCAGAACCUGCAGUUGAACCUGCUAGAGUAGCGCCUGCGGCUGAGGCGACUGCAUAA